GAAUUUUUUUUUUUCUUUGAAUUUGCCUCUCUGUUGGAUUUCUCCACACAAUUCAAAUCAGGGUGGAUAUUAAGAAAGAAAACCAAAUAAUUAUGGCAAGCGCUAGAUGCAUCUCCAGUAGUUUAGUCCAAGCAUCAAGUACCGACAACAACGAAGCAUCUCAAAGGAUUGAUUUAACUCCAUGGGAUCUUCAACUCCUCCCUUAUGGUCCUAUCCAGAAGGGACUUCUCUUCCAUAAACCAAAACCCCAGCAAGUAGAUCUAGAAGAAACCCUGAUCCACCACUUAAAAGCCUCUCUUUCCCGCAGCUUAGACUUUUUUCCUCCGCUUGCUGGCCGCCUUGCCUUUGUGGAACAGGGCGAUGACAUCACUUCCUACUAUCAGUAUUGCAACAACGCCGGUGCCUUAUUUGUCCAUGCCACAGCGGAUGGAGUGAGCAUUUCAGAUAUUAUUGAUCCUGUUUAUGUUCCUGGUAUUGUUCGAUCAUUUUUCCCUCUUAAUGGGGUUAAGAACAUUGACGGUACUUCGAAGCCUGUUCUAGCUGUGCAAGUGACAGAGCUUGUUGACGGUGUCUUUAUUGGUUGCACCGUCAAUCAUACUAUCUGUGAUGGUAAAUCUUUUUGGCAUUUCUUGAAUUCUUGGUGUGAAAUUUGCGGUGGAGCCAAUAAAUUAUCCAAACCUCCGACCUUACAACGUUGGUUUCUUAAUGACACCGAUUGCCCAAUUCGCCUUCCCAAUUCAUUUAUCAAACAAAUCCACGAUCUUGAUAUCACUCCGUUACCAAUGCAAGAAAGAGUUUUCCACUUCUCAAAAGAAAAUAUUGCAAAACUCAAAGCGAAAGCCAAUGCUGAAUUAGGCACCAGCAAUAUCUCCUCUCUUCAAGCCCUCUUAUCUCAUAUUUGGCUAUCUGUUAUGCGGACCAAACAUCUUGAUCCGGAAGCGGAGAUUAACUACCGAUUACCAGUUGGUAUCAGGCAAAGACUUGACUCUGUACCGGAGGAAUAUUUUGGUAAUGCAGUGCAGGCUGGGAUUGUGAUUUUGAAGGUGAGAGAGUUGCUGGAGCAAGGAAUUGGUAAUACUGCGUUGCAAAUGAACAAAAUGGUAGCUACACAUAAUGAAGAAGAAAUAAGGAAUUUCUUGGAGUCAUGGGCAAGAGAACCAAGGUUAGUCAGGGAAAGCAGCACAGGAAGGGAUGUUAUGGGCACGAGUUGUUCGCCUAGGUUUGAUGUGUAUGGAAAUGAUUUUGGAUGGGGAAGGCCAAUUGCGGUACGAAGUGGGGCGUCAAACAAGGUUCCUGGGUUGUUGACAGUGUACCGCGGAGUAGAGGAAGGGGAUAUUGAUGUUGAAGCUUGUCUUUCGCCUGAUACAUUAGAGGCAUUGGCCAAUGAUUACGAUUUCAUGAAUGCUGUUACCACAAUUGAGGAUAGAAAGUCAGAAUAACAGAAAGGUUUAGGUAUAGAAUGAUCCUAUCGUUGUACCGACCGAAUUAGUUCAAUAAGAUGUGACUUAUGUUUUUUCUAAAAAAAUAAUCUAUCUUAUUAUGAGUUUGAGAGAAUAAAAUAAAAUGAGCAAAAUGAA
This is a messenger RNA of Rubroshorea leprosula, 1577 nucleotides long. NCBI's taxonomy places the organism in Eukaryota, Viridiplantae, Streptophyta, Magnoliopsida, Malvales, Dipterocarpaceae. The record is from the annotation of a GenBank genome assembly.